UUCUCAGGUGCUUUCCCUCAUCUGCCACAGACUAAUUGGCCAGCAGAUGGUUAAUGGGACAGAUGUUUUAAAGUGGCUGAGGGAGAUCCUCAUUUGCAGGAAUAAGUUUCUGCUGAAGAACAAGGAGUGUGCAGCAAUGGGUAGUGGCAUUCCCAUUUGUCGGAAGGCCCAAACCAAGCUGGAGGUGUGUCUCUACAUGUUUCUGUGGAGCCCUGAUACUGAGGCAGUCCUGGUGGCCAUGUCCUGUUUUCGCCAUCUUUGUGAGGAGGCAGACAUCCGCAGUGCAGCGGAUGAAGUUCCCAUCCAGACAAUUCUGCCAAAUUAUGCUACCUUUAAUGAAGUGGCCUCUGUCAGCACAAUUAUGGGAACAGCAGGAGUGGAUCAAUAUGACAGGCUUCCUGUGCGCCCUGGGGGGUGUGUGUCUUCAGCAGCGCAACAUCCCCGGUCCACCUACCUACAGCCCACCUAUGGGCCCUUUGUAUGAGCGUAAAGCUUCCGUGGGGCCCAGUGACAUGUCCACCACAGUGACCUCUUCCUGCUCUCCAUCGGCUACCAGUGAAACACCCGUCAGUCGCUUCCUUGACCGGCUAUUGGCUCUGCUUGUGUGUGGUCAUGACCGGGUUGGUCCUUCCGUUCGAACCAACGUUAAAGACCUGCUAGGGCUGGAACUCAGCCCAGCGCUCUACCCCAUGCUUUUCAACAAACUGAAAAACAGCAUUGGCAAGUUCUUUGACACACAGGGACCGGUAUGUGCGUAUCUUGGGUACUUUAGUCCCUGAGAUCCAGAUCAAAACCAAACUGUGCCAGCUAGUUGAAGUGAUGAUGGAGAGACGAGAUGACCUGUCUUUCUGCCAGGAGAUGAAGUUCAGGAAUAAGAUGGUGGAGUACCUGACAGACUGGGUGAUGGGAACUUCCAACCAAGUUACUGAUGAUGAUAUCAAGUGCUUGUUGAGAGACUUGGACCAGGCCAGUAUGGAAGCUGUGGUAUCCCUGCUGGCAGGUCUCCCUCUGCAGCCAGAGGAGGGUGAUGGAGUAGAACUAAUGGAGGCCAAGUCUCAACUUUUUCUGAAAUACUUCACCCUUUUCAUGAACUUGCUGAAUGACUGCAGUGAGGUUGAGGACGAUGGUCAGCCAGUGGGGGGACGGAAGAGAGGAAUGUCACGACGUCUGGCAUCCCUUCGUCACUGCACCAUCCAGGCCAUGUCCAACUUGCUCAAUGCUAAUGUGGACAGCGGCCUCAUGCACUCUAUUGGCUUGGGGUAUCACAAGGACCUUCAGACUCGAGCUACGUUCAUGGAGGUGCUGACUAAGAUCCUGCAGCAGGGGACUGAGUUUGACACGCUGGCUGAGACGGUGCUGGCUGACCGCUUUGAGAGGCUGGUGGAGCUUGUCACUAUGAUGGGGGACCAGGGGGAACUGCCCAUCGCCAUGGCCCUGGCUAAUGUGGUUCCUGGGUCUCAGUGGGUGGUGAGUCAGCGGUUCCCACAGAACAGCAUCGGUGCCGUAGGGAGUGCCAUGUUCCUACGCUUUGUUAACCCAGCCAUUGUGUCUCCCUAUGAGGCUGGCAUCCUCGAUAAGAAGCCCCUACCCAGAAUAGAACGAGGCCUUAAACUUAUGUCCAAGCGCAGCAUGGAGGAGAUGCUCACCACACUGCGUGAUGAAUGCUUGAGCAUGUUGAUGCACUACAUGGAGGAGUGCACUGAAGAACUCAACAGGGAUGCCAUCCAUUCUAUGUGGGAAGGAAGUGAGGCUGCCAAAAAGCAUGAUGUUGCCUAUGUUGCUUCUCUCAACCUGGCCCAGGAUCCAGACUCAACGGAAAAGAAGCCAGAAACAUCCCGAGAAUACGCAAACAAAUGGGCUAUGAGGAUGAGAGAGGCCUACAGAAUAGCAGCUCAGAACAGCCAGCAGUCCAGUACACGAGGCAAGAAGCAGUAUGACCGUCAUGUGAAGGGAGUCGUUCUGCAGCCCGGUGACAGGGUCUUGGUUCGUAACAUGGGCAAAUCGACUCAGGAAACUACACCAACAGGAGGAGCCAGACUGCAGCCUAUGCUCACAGCAGAGGAGCCUGUGAUGAGGAAGGAAGAUCAGUCCAGUGAGCUGGAAUGGACAGGUGACAAUGACUAUGCACAAAUCGCAAAAGAUGACUAUGAAGAGGACACUGGAGAGGAAGAUGGCUCUGCCAUAUAUGAGAGCUACCAGCACAACAACACCAUCUCCUGUGGCUCACUCAUUUCUCCUGUUAAAACAGGUUAUUUGUAUCUGUCUGCCUGUCCCUCCAUCCGGGACCUGCAACAGAUUCAUGGGGGCUCGUCCGGGAUCGGCGCCACAGCUUUAGAUGUACCGGCUGCUGAUCCAGUGAUACAUGAACACCGGGACCAGAACAACUACUUGCUGUUGUAG
Molecule: messenger RNA, 2400 nt
Organism: Nematolebias whitei (Rio pearlfish)
Lineage: Eukaryota; Metazoa; Chordata; Actinopteri; Cyprinodontiformes; Rivulidae
Product: neurofibromin
Biological process (GO): regulation of GTPase activity
Source: RefSeq, a predicted model, not a curated record